AUGGAUUGGCAGCAGGCUAUUAGCUGCCAAUCACUUAUUCGCUCAAUGUCAGCCGUUCGUCUGCAACUCGGAAAAUACGUGAGUUGGGGCAUUCUUGCGAUCUCUCUGCUUCUUUCACAAUAGUUCUUUUGAGCCGUCCAAAAAUCAAAAAAAAAAAAAGAAGAUUUCACACCUGUCCAAUUUUGUAGACUGACGAGAGAUUAAAGGCGCAAAUAUUGUUUUUUGUUUGAGUCUCGAGACGAAUAGAAGUGUCACACACGUACACGUCACCUUUUUAAUUUCGAGAAAUUUUUUUUUGAAAAAAAUUUUCAGUUUUUUUUUUCUCUCCAAGAAUACUCCUACCGUACUCCUCAUCAAAAGGCACACACAAUUUUUAUCCCGUCUCUCGCAACGCGGAUGUGAAAUUAUCACUAAUUUUUUGUUCAAAAAAUUCCACACAAUUUUUUUCAAAGCGACCGCAAAAAAGCGCCAGCAGCAUUAAAUAUUUUUUUGCAAGUUGUGCAAAAAUAUUUUUUGACCUAGGUCACUUUAUUUUUUGGUGGGCGGCGGCGGGAAGUUUUGAAUUCGCUAGACUAUAGUCUAGUUCGGGGUAUAAAAGACGAGCGUUCGCCGUUCUCAGGCAGUAGAAAACUCCGGAGGGGAACCAGAAAACGCAAAAACUCUGGAGAUAGGCCAAAGUGGGUACAGAAAAUCGAGAGAGCGUCUGUUUUUUCUAGUUUGUCACGCCUUUCUAGUUUGAUUUUGGCGAUUCUCUGGAGCAAAUCGCUGUCGAUCGAACGCGCUCCAUCGAAUGAUGACAAUGACGAGUCAUUUUUUCAUUUCAUUUAUUUUUUCCGUUUUUCUAGUUUUUGCUAUUUCCUUUCAAAAUCACUCAAUUUUCAGAGUUUCAUAAUCUGAUUUGAUAAUUUUCAGACAGUUAAAAUCGGCCAGAAACAUUGUGCGCCCUACGACAUCGUCAUAGAUAAAAGUCAACCUGGACUUGGGAUGAAAUUAGCGAUUUUUGCUCCUGGUGAGUGAAGUUUCUUCAAAAAAGGUAAAUACUGGUUUUAUUUGUAGAUUCAACUGGAUCCCGUUGCGCCAGGAGAAUGGAGAAAACAAAGGCUCGCUCGAUUUUUAUUCCUGGAUGA
Molecule: messenger RNA, 1127 nt
Organism: Caenorhabditis angaria
Lineage: Eukaryota; Metazoa; Nematoda; Chromadorea; Rhabditida; Rhabditidae
Source: the annotation of a GenBank genome assembly